Rhodamnia argentea is the source of this 1824-nucleotide messenger RNA. RefSeq names its product polygalacturonase At1g48100-like. Gene Ontology annotation, biological process: carbohydrate metabolic process. The coding region runs from base 1 to 1641 and encodes 546 amino acids. Gene Ontology annotation, molecular function: polygalacturonase activity. The record is from RefSeq and is a predicted model, not a curated record. NCBI's taxonomy places the organism in Eukaryota, Viridiplantae, Streptophyta, Magnoliopsida, Myrtales, Myrtaceae. The transcript is spliced from 7 exons.
AUGAACCUAUUCAUUUCGUUCGUUCAUCACUUCACAAAAAUGAUGAGCAUGGACCUAAAGAACUGUGCAUUUCUCAUUCUAUUUGCCUUUCUUAUUCUAUGUGCGGACUUUGGUGCUUGCUAUGCUAGAAAUAGCAUGCCUUGGAGGCAAAGCAGAAUUCAUCUGUCCAGUGUAAUGGAUAAAGGCCACAGUAGCCACCACAAUCACAAGAAGCACAAUACUCCACUAGCACCUGCACCUGCACCUAAGCCUAAGCCUAAGCCACCAGCACCCAUGCCUGUGCCUGCCCCCGCUCCCAAGCCAAAGCCUAAGCCACCAGCACCUGCGCCCAUGCCUGUUCCUGCACCGCUGGCCCCAGCACCAAGUCAUAAGAACUCUACCACGUUCAAUGUACAAGAUUAUGGCGCCAAAGGUGAUGGACAAACGGAUGAUAUGAAGGCAUUCCUCGCAGCAUGGGCAGCCGCUUGUAAAGUUGAAGCAUCAACAAUUCUCGUCCCAUCCGGAUCCAUAUUUCUCCUCAGCCCAAUUUCUUUUGCAGGGCCAAAUUGUAAACCUAAAAUUAUAUUCCAGUUGGAUGGCAAGAUAAUUGCUCCCACAAGCGCAAAAGCUUGGGGAUCAGGUUUCUUACAAUGGAUCGAAUUCACUAAGCUUACCGAGAUUACUAUAAAAGGGGAAGGCAUCAUUGACGGACAAGGCUCAGUUUGGUGGAAGGAUGCAGCAGUCUACGCUGGGACAGAUACAUCACAAAACAUCCCCUCCACAGGCCAAAAUAGAGCCAAUGAACUGAAUAAUAUGGUAAGCACCCAGAUUAGCGCGGAACUGAGUAAAAUGCCAAAGACCAAGCCAACGGCACUCAGGUUCUACGGCAGCACUGAUGUGACAGUUACAGGCAUUACUAUACAAAAUAGCCCCAAGAUGCACCUUAAGUUUGAUUCUUGUACUAAUGUUCAUGUUUUCGACAUUAGCGUCUCAUCUCCUGGUGACAGCCCAAACACAGAUGGUAUCCACCUGCAAAAUUCCCAGAAUGUGCUCAUUCACAGCUGCAACCUUGCUUGUGGGGAUGAUUGUGUUUCCAUACAAACUGGAUGCUCGAACAUAUAUAUCCAUGAUAUAAAUUGUGGGCCAGGACAUGGCAUCAGCAUCGGAGGGCUAGGGAACGGCAACACAAGAGCUUGCGUCUCAAAUGUGACUGUGCGUAACACCGUAAUGCGCAACACCAUGACUGGUGUGAGAAUAAAGACAUUGCAGGGAGGCUCAGGUUCAGCAAACAAUAUCAUGUUCUCAAACAUCCAAGUUUCCGAAGUUGAAACUCCAAUCGUGAUAGACCAAUACUAUUGCGAUAAAGAAAAAUGCAAGAAUCAAACGUCAGCUGUGGCGGUUUCAGGCAUUACUUACGCCAACAUACAAGGAACUUACACAGUACAACCGGUAUACUUUGCGUGCAGCGACAACUCGCCUUGCACAGAGAUAUCUCUUGCAACCAUACAGCUAAAGCCUCACCAAACAAGCCACCAUUUGUAUGGCCCUUUCUGCUGGAAGACAUAUGGAGAGUCGAAGACCUCCACAGUCCCCCCAAUUGACUGCCUGCAGAAAGGCAACCCAUCUAAUGCCCCUUCUAAGAUUGCUUCAUGCCAGGUUUAGUGCAGGCAACACACGACAAUGCCCAAAAGGUUCCUGCAAUUCUUUAGCUGGACUCAAUAGAUUUAGCGAAUAGCAUAGUCACUAUACAAUGAUAUUAUACAUGUAAAUUGGUAUUUUUUUACAUAAUUCUUUAUCAUAGAAGCUUUUCGUCAGUUAGCACUUUGUUCGACGUGGACCUACAUU